UUGAAAUGUCAAAAUGAACGAAUUGUCGUUUGAAGUAAACACAGUAUGGAUAUUUGCCAGUAUAGUAUUCAAUUAAAUAUGGUCAAAUUAAUUUAGUCAAGUAAUUAUAAUUAGUGUAUAAUUUAAAGGCUUCAAUAUGUGGCCCAUGUUGUUAAAUAUGACACGGGAAGAAUGUCGCCAGACGCUUAGGAGACUUGAAUUGGAAGCCUACUCGAAAAUGAUGAGUGUGUUAAGAGCACAAGGGGCAUUGGAAGAGAAUAGAAAAAAGUUGCUUGAGGAGCUCCGUGCGGUUUUACAUAUAGGCAACGAUCGACACAGUGCCGAGGCGCGUCGCGUGUCUAAUGACGAGUUAUUAGCGACGAUUGCAGACCAAUUAUCAGGACCAAAUACAGGUAUAGGAUGGAUCUGCGAAGGCAGAAGGCGUAUACCACUUAUGCCGCGGAGUAUCCCACAAACAGCAUACACAGAGAUUGCGGAUAAAGCGGCAGAAGCAGCAGCAGCUGAGAACAAAGAGUUACAGAAGAAACUAGAAGCUGAAAAACUGAUUGCACCUAAAUCCAGUGAAGAACAAUACCCAGACCCUGAACGUGAAACGGCUGAAGGUGCACCCACGAAUGAUAUGGACGAAUUGUUAUAUCCACCUAUUGCCAUGGAAGAUGAAACUUUAAAAAUGUGGGAAACAGAAUUAAUAUGUCGGAAAAGAAAAGUUCCCGAAGGUGGUGCAAUACCAGACGAGGGGACGACGCCUGUUAAAAAUAUGAGGAAUAUACAAGUCAAUGCAAAUCAGAAACAUGUUAAUUUAUCACAAAUAUACUCAAAAUUCUCACAACCGGCUUCAAGUAAAUCUUCAAGUCAAUCAAAACACUCAUAUAAUCAAGUAAGCAAAGUAUCAACAAGUAAAACAAAUCCAGCCAACACCCCAAGAACAUCCCACAAGCACAGGUCACACAAACAGAAUGCAAAGAGUGCACACGCAAAAACAAAUCAACGUAAAUCACAAGAACUGCCCGUCUCACCAAACAAACAGUACAAUACAAAUGCAUUGCAAUCAGAAUACAAUGUAGCACCUAACUCAUUUCAAGCCAGUUAUGCUCAAACAGUGUUAUCUAAUAAAAACAAAUCUGAAUAUAUUGAUGAAAUCAAACCUAAAAUAUUGUCAUCACCCGGAAUGGUCUCCGAUUCCCCCACAAUGCAACUCCUCACGCAACCAGCGACCGUCCCGCACGAGCUGGGCGUCUCUGAUAGCACCCAUGCAGAAGAUCCCGCCACCCUGCAGGCCCAAAGCACCCCAGUGCCCAAACAAACCACCAGCGGGAAGCCAUGCCAUCUCAUCAUCAAGAAACGUGGCGAUACCACAGAUAAAGUACAAAUGUCUGAAUUCAAAAUAUUACAAAACCCCUCCGAUGGCGUUAAGAUUUUAGCAAAUCGGCAAGUCGUCGUCGCGCCAAGCUCCACGCAAAAGGCAUUGAACACCGGCAAAGUCGUCACCACCAAAGUUAUAGGGUCCGCCAAACCCAGAGCGACGAGCACACCGCUCCCCGCCGAUAAAAUGAUCGUCGUAUCAAAACCGACGAUAGAAAGCAAAAUGAUAACAAACUCGAAAAUUAUUUUAACCUCCUCUGUCCCGAGCACGCCGAAUAAAGAACCCUCUGGGGUCGCCGUUAGUGCAAAUAACAUAUCGAAACCCUCCGAAACCUUCACUCCUAAAGGUAUCCCCGCCACGGACUUAAAAGUUUCAGCCAAAACCUUUGUAUUAAAUCCGAAAUCGGGUCACAAAAUGGUCGUGUUGCCUGCCAAGAGUCGAACUAAUCAAAUCGGGGAAGUUCCCUUGUUACAUUUCAAAGGUAUACCUGCCGGUAUGAAAAUCGUCGCUGUCAGUUCGCAGUCGAACACUCAAGUUAAUAAAUCGACAGCGAUGACGGUCGUAUCGAAAUCUGUCAAUAUCGUAAAUACGAUUCCUUCCAAUGCAAAAAUCUUAGGCGUCGAGCCAAUUAAGACUGCCAACCUCGCAGAUAUAGUCCCAGUUAAAGGUCUCGCGCCCGUCUCCACACCGAAAAUAAGCAACCCCAUUGUGCGACCUACAGUUACGACAAAAGGUAACGUGAUAGUGGUGCAGAAGGGCAGCGCUAUAGGCAAAGCAAUAACGUUCACCAAAAACGGUAACGAUGUAUCGAAGAUAAUAAUGGGCAAAAAUGUCAAUCAACUCCUCCAAGCUACGAAACCGGAUCAAGUCGAUAGCGAAAAAUGUCCAGGGAACGUCAUCGUUCUGGAAUUAAACAACGAACAGACCGGCCGACCUACCACCAUGUCGGAGAUACUGGACAGUCGCACCAGCACCCCGCGCGCUGCGGAGCAGUUCAAGAAAGUAGUUCCUCAAAUAACUCAGGACACCCCAGUACUGUUCGAGAGUCAGAUAACAGAGGAAACUUGCAAUCAAAACAGCUUAGACUCAGCUGAAAGUAUAGGAGAUAUCGUGCCGCUAGGACAGACCGAUUCACCGAUACACAAAGACGAAAGUAAAGAUUUGGAGAAGAGUACAGAAAGUGUUAAGGAGUCGAGGGUCGCGGAUUGGGAGAUGGAACUGGAGUCUGUGUCCAAGGACAAGGAUGAGGAUGAUAAGCUGAACUCGCUGCACCUCGACCUCGGGAUGUCCAGCGACAGCGAAGACGAGUAUAUGGUGAAGUCACGCAAGGGAGAGAGCCAGCGGGGAGGUCCGGAGACCUCGCGCAGACUUACACCAACCGGUGAGGAUCACGAGUUGUACAUCGGGUCUGGUCCAUUGUCAAUCGCCACACGGACUCUUUUGAGUCAAUUGCAGGAGGAGGGUUCAUCGAGUAACGAUUCAUCGUUCGCGCUUCGCUCAAAGCCCGACAAGACAAAAGAUUGCGACAUAAAGCUAGACAAAUCUGAAUCUGAUGCGCUGACGAAAGCUAAAGAGAAGCUCAGCGAGAAAGUGGCCGAGUCCCAACAGAAAAGGAUAGAUAUCUAUAGCACGGCGAUCACCAGUUCUGAUAUCAAUCUGGAUUCGUUCUCGUAUCUGGAUGAGGGCAUGCUGGUGGGUGAUGAUGUGUUCUCGUCUGCGGAGGGUAAACGAGAACGGCGCGGUGAAGCGCUGGACGACCAGCUUAGCAGACUGCUCGCAGACGACUCCACCAACUCAACAGACUCACAGACAGUAAGUGAAAGUUUGCCUUCAAACAAACCAUGAGCAAUAAUUUAGUUUUUAAUUAUAUGGUGCGGUUUCAAGUGACAUGACAUUGUAAGAACGUUGAACCUGGAAUUGAAAAUGGUAGGCAAAGGUGACAGGCAUGUACAAGAGGCUAAGA
Messenger RNA from Papilio polytes (common Mormon), 3326 nucleotides. Its product is annotated as protein EMSY. Gene Ontology annotation, biological process: regulation of DNA-templated transcription. The record is from RefSeq and is a predicted model, not a curated record. NCBI's taxonomy places the organism in Eukaryota, Metazoa, Arthropoda, Insecta, Lepidoptera, Papilionidae. The coding region runs from base 137 to 3208 and encodes 1023 amino acids. The transcript has 6 exons. Gene Ontology annotation, cellular component: nucleoplasm.